UGUGUGAGGGGGGAGGCGACUGGAGGGGGAGGCAGGUGCCAUGCUCCAGGGGUGAGGCGGGGGAGAGGGGGACACACACAGGGCUCAGUGGUGGUGGGUGAGGUUGCCGAGGAGAUGAAGUUGAAACAGCGCGUGGUGUUGCUGGUUGCCGUGCUACUCCUGUUAGGGCUGGCCAAACUCUUUCUGCUGGAUGGAGGAGAGGGGUCCGCAGCCAGUCGACGAGACCUCAGAGCCUUCCGCAAGGUACGGCUGUCUUUGUGUGUGUCAAUGUUUAUAUCUGUGUGUGUACUGUACGUGUGUGUGUACUUGUGUCAUUGUGGCUUAGAGAGACACACCCCUAACCAGACAAACCUGACUGACUCCUGGGUCCACAUCCUUGGUUUUAAACCAUCCCUUUACUGACAACAUCAAACCCUGCCUAACCUACUGUCUGUUCUCCCACUCUCUUCUUCAGAAUAGUUAAAGGAUCCAUCCAUCACUCCCUGACCUCCCCCCCCAAUCUCUAUCUUUCUCAUUUUAAUGUUGAAAUCUGUCCCCUCCUGCAGUCAGUCUGUUUUAGGCACUAGUGUGCUGUAUUAAUGUUGAUGUCUGUGUGUUACCAGAUGGAGGCAGACCUAUCUCUCUCACGUGGUGCCCGGCUAACACAGACCCUCCAGUCUCCGUGGGAGGUGGCAAGCCAGUGGGUGGGCCCCAGGGAGGUGUACCCUGAGGAGACCCCUGAGCUGGCAGCCGUCCUCUCCGCGUUGGGCACUGCCCGAGUGGAACGGGCAGAUGUGGGCUACAAGGGCACCCAGCUCAAGGCUCUACUAGUACUGGACGGGGGGCAGAAGGUUGUCUUCAAACCCAAGAGGUGAGAGAGGUAGAACACAUACAUACACUGUCCUCUGGUUCUCUGCUGCUGAGCUGUACUCGUGAAACGUGUGUCCUUGUUUUACUCCAAGUCUGCAUCUAUCUGUGUGUUCAUGUUGUCUGGUUUUGUUGGGUCAGAUUAGGCACAGUUUACUCUGUGGCUUACGUAAGAGGAUAACUCUUUCAAUCACUCCCUCCCUCUCCAUCUCUCUCUCUCUCUCUCUCUCUCUCUCUCUCUCGCCCUCUCUCUUUCCAGGUAUAGUAGAGACUAUGUGGUAGAAGGAGAGCCGUAUGCUGGUUAUGACAGACACAACGCAGAGGUGGCAGCUUUUCACCUGGACAGGUACACACACACACACGUAUCGGCCUAAUGCAUUAAAAUAUAUACAUUUUAGAUUUGGGAUUGGCCAUCUGGAUACUGGUGUUGCUAGUGGUAUGUGACUGUCUGUCCUGUGUAUCUAUCUGCUGUAGGAUCCUGGGUUUCAGGAGAGCACCCCUAGUGGUCGGGAGGUUUGUCAACCUGAGGACUGAGAUCAAACCUGUCGCUACGGACCAGCUACUCAGUACCUUUCUAAUGCAGGGUGAGACACACACACACACACACACACACACUAGAGGGCUCUUUUCAGUCCCACCCAUAAUGUUUUCUUAUAGACGUACCACUCCAUAUAAAGUUGAUAAGAUAAUGUUGCGUGUCUGUGUUCAAGCUGCAGUGGGCUGGAUCUCUCUCUAAAUGGAAAUGGUUAACCUUGUUCUCUUCCUUUCUUUGUCUCUCGCCCUUCCUCUCUCUCCAGGUAAUAAUAGUUGUUUCUAUGGGAAGUGUUACUACUGUAGAGAGAGUGAACCGGCAUGUGCUGAGGGAGAGAUGAUGGAGGGAUCGGUAACUCUCUGGCUGCCAGACGUCUGGCCUCUCCAGAAACACAGACACCCCUGGGGACGCACCUACAGGGAGGGCAAACUGGCCAGGUAGGGGUGUGUGUGUGUGCUUAUAUGUUAAAGUCCUACUCCAGUCUCCUUUUCACCUCAUUUAAUACCCGGUUUACUUAACAAAAAAUCUCAAUAGGUGGUCCAGGUAUCCUCAUGACAUGGCACAAGUGUGUGUGGGGGGGGGGGGUUCCUCUUUUUGUUCUCUGUUGCUCCUCUAUUGUUCCUCAAGCAGGGGGGUAGGUCAAUGACAUCAUAUCAGACCAUCAGACCAACUCCUUGAAUGCCCUAUUCCUUGAAGUUUUGCUCAGAACAUAUUUUUUUACCUUAAAAGAGAAGUUAUGUUUUUUACAACUACUGUAAAUCUCAAUUCUUUAUGUAGAUCCCAUGUUAUAGAAGGGUCCAGACACCUUUUUUGUGAUUUCAGUUGUUUUUGAGAAACUCACCCCAAACAGAAAAUGACUUCCUCAUCGUCGUUGUGUAGUAUGGGGGUCCUGAAAAAAAACAAAUAAAGGGAAUAUAACGUUGCGGAUAAAGUUCGGAAUGACACAAUUUCAUGUGUACAACAUCUAAAGACCUGCAUCACUAUACUGAGAUUUGGUGUUUUUGGAGCCUUAAUUCAUGUUUUUUCAGGCCCCCCAUACUACACAACGACGAUGAGGAAGUCAUUUUCUGUUUGGGGUGAGUUUCUCAAAAACAACUGAAAUCACAAAAAAAGGUGUCUGGACCCUUCUAUAACAAGCAAUUUACAUCCAAAAUAGAGAUUUGGUUGUAAAAAAUAACUUAUCCUUUAAGAGGGCGGCAGGUAGCCUAGCGGUUAAGAGCGUUGGGCCAGUAACUGAAAGGUUGCUGGUUCAAAUCCCAGAGUCGAUUAAAUGAAAAAUCUGCCUAUGGUACUUAACCCUAAUUGAUCCUGUAAGUUGCUAAAUGACUAAAAUGUAAAUGUUUGUUUACAUUACUGUUCUUAUACUUGGGAUAUCUCUUUUCAAAAGGAAAGGUUUUUAAAAAAUGCUUUAACUGUGUGUAGAUGGGAGUAUGAUGAGAGCUACUGUGAUGCAGUGAAGAAGAUGCCUCCGUACGACGCCGGUCCCAGACUGCUGGACGUCAUAGACACGGCCAUCUUUGAUUACCUCAUCGGCAACGCCGACCGACAUCACUACGAGAGUUUCCAAGACGAUGGAGGAGCCAGCAUGCUCAUCCUGCUGGAUAACGCCAAGAGGUGAACACAAGCACAUCAGCUAAGUGUGUCCUAGGGCAGUGUUUCCCAACCCUGGUCCUCCAGUAGCCCCAGCAGUACACAUUUUCAUUGUAAUCCUGGACAAACACGCCUUAUUCAGCUCCUAGAGGGCUUGAUGAUUAGAUGACAAGUUGAAUCAGGUGUGCUUGUCCAGGGUUACAAUAAAAAUGUGUACUGUUGGGGGAACUCGAGGACCAGGGUUGGGAAACACGGUCCUAGAAUGUGUGUGUUAUGAAAGUGUGUGAGGGUUUAACUUGUCUUCAGAUGCAUUACUAUGGUGUUUUGUUGUUUGCAGUUUUGGGAAUGCAGCUCUGGAUGAAAGAAGCAUUCUGGCCCCUCUAUAUCAGUGUUGCAUGUGAGUAGACACACACACUGAAAAUACCAACAUUUCCUCAUGGGAAUCACAACCCAUUUCUAGUGUUUAUGAACAGUUGUUUUCUCUUUCUCUCCCUCCAUUCCUCCCUCCAUUCCUCCCUCCCUCUGUCAGGGUGCGUGUGUCUACGUGGAACAGGUUGAACCUGCUGAGGGCAGGGGCUCUGAGUUCAGCCCUGAGACAGGCCCUGACCUUUGACCCCAUUAACCCCGUCCUGACCGAGCCCCACCUGGCUGCCCUGGACAGACGGCUGUCUGGUGUCAUAGCAACCAUCCAGCAGUGUGUGGAGUCGCUGGGCCCCGACAACACACUGAUAGAGGACCGCAUGAUCCUGCCACACACCUAGAGAAGGACAGGAGAGAGGGAGGAGGGA
This is a messenger RNA of Coregonus sp. 'balchen', 3756 nucleotides long. NCBI's taxonomy places the organism in Eukaryota, Metazoa, Chordata, Actinopteri, Salmoniformes, Salmonidae. The record is from the annotation of a GenBank genome assembly.